CCAAGCCAUUUCGAAUUCCUCCACCUUCUUCUUCUUCGUCGUCUUCUUCCUCUCUACAGUAGAGAUUUAACGGAUAGUGACUUCUCCACCAGCUAAGCUGUCUCCGGCUCACUCGCUGCACGCGCUUUUCCGUCAUCGGAAUCCACUCCACCGCGUUCUGAUCGCUGUCAAAACCACUCCAGAAGUCUCGAUCGCUCAUUCUGUCACAGACUCGCUCGAUUGCGAACAAGUUUUACUCGUAGCUUUUUCAAUCAACUCGGUUGAAUCUGCUCGGUUAGGCUUUAUCUGAGCUAGGAUUAUGUGCCGGCUUUAUUGGUAGUGACGUUUUGAGAUUGUUCGGUUUAUAAGUUUCGUCGAAAUUAGGUGGAUUCUGAAUCGUUUUCUGCAGCAAGCUUCUGCUCUUUCGAAAUGCCAGUGAGAUUGAAAAUGCCGGAGAUUCUGUUGGGUUCUCACACCGUAAGGUCUCAUGGAGUGCAAGUGGCGAGGUUUCAUAUGCAUGAUUGGAUCAUUCUGGUUGUUCUUGCAGCCAUAGAUCUUGGUCUGAACUUGAUAGAGCCUUUUCACCGAUUUGUUGGAGAGGAUAUGAUGACAGACUUGAAAUACCCUCUGAAAGACAAUACGGUUCCCGUCUGGAGUGUUCCGAUAAUUGCAAUACUGUUACCUCUUGCCAUUAUUCUUGUUUACUACUUCAUCAGAAGGGAUGUCUAUGAUCUACACCAUGCCAUUUUAGGCCUUCUGUUUUCUGUCUUCAUAACCGCUGUUUUAACCGAUGCAAUCAAAGAUGGUGUUGGACGACCUCGUCCAGACUUCUUUUGGCGUUGUUUCCCUGAUGGAAAAGGGGUGUUUGAUCGUAUCACAAAGAAUGUCAUGUGUACUGGAAAGAAGAGUGUCAUUAAGGAAGGACACAAAAGCUUCCCAAGUGGGCAUACUUCAUGGUCCUUCGCAGGUCUUACUUUCCUUGCAUGGUACUUGUCAGGGAAAGUGAGGGUGUUUGAUCGUAAGGGGCAUGUUGCAAAACUCUGUAUUGUUUUUGCCCCAUUGCUUCUUGCAGCUAUGGUAGGAGUUUCUCGAGUUGAUGACUACUGGCAUCACUGGCAAGAUGUUUUUGCUGGAGGUCUACUAGGAGUCACUGUUUCUUCAUUUUGUUACUUGCAAUUCUUUCCACCGCCAUAUGACACUGAUGGUUGGGGACCUCAUGCGUACUUUCAGAUGCUGGCAGACUCUGCAAAUGCUCAGCCACUGUCCACCAAUGCAAAUAAUCUUAAUGUCCAGCAAGCAGAACUCGAGAGUAUAUACAUCCAUCAUCAGCAGGUUGUUGAAGCAUCACAUAGUCAAACCAGUAGUGGAGACACGAACCCCAUGCUAAAUGGUGGGAGAAUACACUAGCUCUAGGCUGUGAGUACGCGACUGCAGAAAGAAGUAAAGAGUUAGUGAUCAGAUAGAUGUUCAUACUCUAGGAUCCGUGGAUGUUUUGAGUUUCACUACAUGUUCUGAAAUCUAUAAUCCAUAGCGUAUUUGGACCAUCCUUUAUCGCUUAAGUAUGAUUAGUUGAUUCGAUUUAGGAUUUUUCUUGAUGUUCAUAUUACAUUGUUUCUAGAUGCUUGUCUGUCUGAACUCUGAAGAGUGAAGAGUGAAGAGUCUUCAAGUCUGGACACAUACACGUGAUACACUGCGAUUAUAUGUUUGUUUGAAUCAUGUAAUAUCUAGAAGGCACCCCAGACUUAAUUUUGGUCUCACUGAUAGGCUACAUAUUCCAGAACUUGGGUGCCAAGGAGAAGAAACAAACCCCAGGAUUUCAUUACUCUC
This is a messenger RNA of Fragaria vesca subsp. vesca, 1806 nucleotides long. Its product is annotated as lipid phosphate phosphatase 2-like. The transcript is spliced from 9 exons. Gene Ontology annotation, biological process: phospholipid metabolic process. Lineage: Eukaryota; Viridiplantae; Streptophyta; Magnoliopsida; Rosales; Rosaceae. The record is from RefSeq and is a predicted model, not a curated record. The coding region runs from base 409 to 1386 and encodes 325 amino acids. Gene Ontology annotation, molecular function: phosphatidate phosphatase activity.